Molecule: messenger RNA, 908 nt
Organism: Jatropha curcas
Lineage: Eukaryota; Viridiplantae; Streptophyta; Magnoliopsida; Malpighiales; Euphorbiaceae
Product: guanine nucleotide-binding protein subunit gamma 3
Source: RefSeq, a predicted model, not a curated record
AACAAUGGCAGCUUCGCACUUUUAUAACUUCUGUCAACCCACGUUCCAGUUUUCAAAGAAACACUCCUCUCAGUCCUCUCUUUCAAAACCCCUCUCUCUUUAGUACUUUACUUUAUUUAAUCCCCUCUCGCUUUCUCUCUCUCUCUAUCAUUUACACAGAAAUACAAGCAAUGCCUUUCGCGUACUUGACGACAUUAACAACUCUGUCUUCUUCAAUGGUUUUCUGUUCAUUUCUUGUUGUUCUUUUUCAUUAUUGAUGAUGGAUGGUCGGUCCAACUCUACUUCUUCCUCUUCUUCUUUGCCGCCGACGACACCAGUGUGUCCAAAGUCGCCGCCUGGAGGUUUGGAUUUGUUUGGGAAGAGAAGGCAGUUGGUCAAAGUACAAAUCUUGGAAAGAGAGAUUGGCUUGCUUCAGGAAGAGUUAAAAACUAUUGAAGGCCUUCAACCUGCUUCAAGAAGCUGCAAAGAGCUUGAGGACUUCAUUGGGGCUAAGCAGGAUCCUCUUGUGGCAAUAAAUGAGAAGGUCCAUAAAUCUCGUCUUCGCUGCAAGAAGCUCUGCUGUCUCCCAUGGAUUUGCUGCUCGAGUGGUUGCGGGCCUCGUUUUGAAAGGCCGAAAUGCUGUGCCUGCUGUCCAAUCUCAUGCCUGAACUUAUGCAGUUGCUUGCAGAAAAUGAAUUGUCAAAAUUGUUGCAAAUUUACCAGUCUUUCAUGUCCACACCUUGGUUGUUGCUGUUUCAAUUCAUCGCACUGUAAUUGUACAAAGGUGAAUCUUUGCUGUUGUUGCUCAAAAACCAGUAAUAGUUCAUGCUGUUGAUAAUCUUGCAUUAACUUGUGCUUUUCUUAAACUUCAACUUUCUUCAGCCUUCUUAGAUUAAAAAUUCCCAAAUAAAAAUCCAAUUAUUCUAUUA